AUGCCAGAACUCCACGACACGUCUUUAGCCCCGUAUGCCAUAUCCAACGACGUGCCGCCUAUGCACCUGCACCUUUCCGCCAAAGCCCAUCUCAAAAAGCUGGAGGGAGAUCUCCACAUGGCUAGAAAACGUGUCGAAGAGCUGAAAGAAGCACUCGCAAGGGCACAGGACGAUGUAUUGGCUGCAGAAGCACGGGUUCAACCAUACCGACAGUUGACGUCUCCUGUGCGAUGGCUUCCACACGAACUCAUAGCCAGAAUCUUGUUUUUCACCCUCGACCCGUUCCCCUGGUUUCCGACACGUGAAUGGAUUCGGCUGCGUUUAGUAUGCAAGAAGUGGAAGGCCGUCGUCGACUCUUCUCCCGAGUUGUGGAGAACACUUUACCUGAGCGUCUGGCUGGAGGAUUCAUGCACAUCUACAAUGCGUAUAUUGCAACGUUGGUUCUCCCAUGCUGGAGAUCAGAGCCUGGGCCUCAAGAUUGAUUUACCCGAACAAUAUUUGCAUACCGAAGACUGGGGGGAAUUGGCCGCCUUCCUCCGGAGCAAGAGGUGGAAGCAGUUAGGUCUCCGAGGAACAUCCCCGGAGAUCCUCGAGGCCGCGUUCCCCGACAGCUACGAUUCCUCUGCGUUGGAGACCCUUGAAGUCAUUUGGGUGGGACAACACGGGAAGUUAAAUGCCGACCAUCCAGUCUACCUACAAUUUCCCUCCUUCCUUCAACGCUUUUCCCAGCUGAAGCAACUGUCCAUUGAAUGGCGCAGGUCUAAGCCACCCCCAGAAGUACCCCAGUUCCCCUGCCUCACGUUUCUCAGUCUGGGAGGACGUGUGCCGAAAGACUAUGCCCGACGCUUUUUGCAAGCCCAACCAUCCUUGAAGGAAGCGGUCAUUGGACUCGGCAAUAUGGAUUCCGACAGCACAAGUGAUGAAGACGCGGAUACUCCAGUUGGCAUCAAGCGCCUGACCCUUACAACCCGAGAGUGGGAGUUGAACUACAUGCCACAUCUGGAGGAAUUAUUCCUGCAGCAGAGGUGGUAUCCCCGCUUGGCGUCGUUUAACCCCAGGAGUCCCUACUCCCUCUCCAAUCUCACCAAAUUGCGCCACGUUGAUUUGCGCCGUGCUGGUGAUCUGACUCCGGAGCGCACGGCCUUGCUCGUAUCCCAUCUACCUCCAUGGGUCCGCGUGCUCCUGGUCGGAUACGUAGACUUCCUGCCCUUGAUCACCCGUCGCAUGGCGGCUCGCGGAUUUGCAGGACGGCAGCUCGACAUCGUCUAUGACUACUGGUCCCUCUAUGAAUCCGUCUCAGGGUGUCAGUGGUCGUACAUCCUGAAGCAUCUGGUGAAGGUGUUUGUGAAGAAGCGCCCUGGGAGGGCGAGGGAGGCCUUUCGGGGGAGGGAUCUCGUCAUCUGGAUCCCAUUGGAGCUGUGGGAGCGGUUUCUCCAGCCUGCUGAGAUGUGUUCGGUAUGCGGUCAUUUGGGGUGCGGGUAUCGCGAGCUCUGGAAAGAACGGCUUGACCAGUUGCGUUCUGUGAACGUGAGGAUUGAGGUGACGCUGGGUCCUCGUCCGGAACAUCAUGUCGAACGUCCAGGCCGCAUUUUCAGUCUAUGGGGGUAG
Coprinopsis cinerea okayama7#130 is the source of this 1608-nucleotide messenger RNA. RefSeq lists its product as hypothetical. Gene Ontology annotation, molecular function: protein binding. Bases 1 to 1608 code for a protein of 535 amino acids. The transcript has a single exon. Lineage: Eukaryota; Fungi; Basidiomycota; Agaricomycetes; Agaricales; Psathyrellaceae. The record is from RefSeq and is a predicted model, not a curated record.